Drepanopeziza brunnea f. sp. 'multigermtubi' MB_m1 is the source of this 3117-nucleotide messenger RNA. The record is from RefSeq and is a predicted model, not a curated record. NCBI's taxonomy places the organism in Eukaryota, Fungi, Ascomycota, Leotiomycetes, Helotiales, Drepanopezizaceae.
AUGUUGACAGCAAGCCAAGACGACGAAUGCUCUUGUAAAGGUUCUUCUGCUGCGUGUGGGAUAAUUAUAACCUUCGCAUUGACGCCUGCGACUCUCGUCAUAGGCAUAGCGCUGCUACUAAUUCUGGACCGAAAGCAUCGGACUCUGAUCAGGAUAAAGUCCGUCCGUUAUAUUAGAAGCCAUGGGGCCCAGGGCUUUGCCGGCAAGGAUCUCCCGCCAAUGCCCGUUCUGUCGGUGAUGCAUAACGUCCGUGGCUCACAACUCCCGGAACUCACCUGGCCCACUCGAUCGAGACCGUGGUGGCUCUGGCCCUCUGGCCCCGCUACCAUAUUCUACGUCGUCUCUCACCUGCUGCCGUCAUCUCGAACUUCACGCUCCGGCAUCAGAAAUCAGAAAGCAGCAACGCGGUCAAUGGCCAUCACGGCCGUCAUCAACGGUGGGAAUGACCUUGCUUGUGCAGCAUCCGGACCCAUUCCAUCCCAUCUAUUCGAAGAUCAAUAUCCGGCAAACACGAACGGGAGAGCCAAUGAGAAAGCCGUUAUUGUCAAAGGCUCGGCAGCUCGGUAUCGGACGACACAUGCCCGGUACUGUAAUCUUGAGCUCUUUUCGAGAGUCCCGACCGCACGUAAAGAGUUCGAGCACGUCCCAGCUACCGAGAUUUCCUACCGACAUUAUACAUGCCGCCGUCGAAUCCCAGCACACUCGGCAUCAGAUGGAUCGCAGAUCAGCGAGGGUACCUACACCUUCGGCAUCGCGAUGCCAGCGACGGCAUCAUCCGACUUUAUUGGCCGGAUUAGCAGCCAGGGGAACGCCGGAUGGGCUGGUAUCUCGCUGGGUGGACCCAUGCGAGGCAGUCUCAUGGUCGUCGCACGCCCGAACGAAGGUGCCGUCAUUGGUUCCCUACGGCUGGCUACGGGCUAUGCAAAUCCUGGUGUUUACUCCGGAGCCGCCACUCUGGAAAUCAUUGCCGAAGGAACUGCCUAUGAUACCGAAUCAACGAACUUCACCAUGACUUUUCUCUGCAAGGGAUGUCUGCAAGGCGAUGACAGCACGUUCGCGGCAGCUGAUGCGACGACGAACCUAGGCUGGGCUACCUCCUCGGUAGAUGUGACGACUCCAGCCGAUGCCUCGACGGUGCUCGGUUACCACGAUACGGGCUUCGGGCUUUUUGCCGUCGAUCUUGCUGCAGCACAAUCAGCUUCUUUUGCCGAGUGGGCAGCGCUGGCUUCUCAAUCUUACUCAAAUAGCCCAGCGACCCCAACUAACCCAACCGCAGGCGGGGGGGCGAAUGGGUACGGCAACAACACUGCUCCGGCCACCCCGCCCACGGUUUCCAACACUACCUACGAUUACAUAGUCAUUGGUAGUGGGCCAUCCGGCCUGAUCUCAUCUCAGCGUCUCACCGAGACAGGGAAAUCCGUUCUUCUCAUUGAACGUGGAAUGGCAACCACCUUCUCGUCGGGUGGCGAGAGAUUUGUUCCCUGGAACAAUUCCCUCACCUACUAUGACGUGCCAGGCGUUUGGGGUUUCAUGAACGAGGGCACUCAGGGUGAAGCAUACUGCACAGACACUGCUGCGAUUGCCGGGUGCGCUCUUGGUGGAGGCGGAGCUGUGAAUGCGAUGGCCUUUAUCCGUCCUGCCAACUUUGACUUUGAUGACAAGUGGCCUGAGACUUGGAAAUCGGCCGACCUAGCACCUGCCGCGGAACGUCUGUAUUCAAGAAAUCCAGGAACUACCAUUCCUUCCAAUGAUGGAAUCUCCUACGAUAAUGCUACGCAAGCCGUACUCGAGCCAUUUUUCGAGCAGAACGGAUGGAGUAAUACUGAUUACGUCAAUGACCCCGACAGCAAAGAUCAAGUCUACGGUCUCCCUUCACUCAACGUUGCCAACGGGCUGCGCUCCGGCCCUAUCCAUACGUACUUGCCAUUGGCUCAAGCAAAACCGGAUUUCACCCUGGCUUUACAUACCAAAGUGAUUCGUAUACUACGCAAUGCUUCGACAAUCACUGGUGUUGAGGUAGAGAAUGCGUCGGGUAGGGAGAUCAUCAACUUGAACCCCAGUGGUGCCGUGAUCCUCGCUGCUGGUUCCAUGUCAACACCUAGACUUCUAUUCAAUUCAGGCAUUGGUCCAACUGAGCAGAUUAACAUCGUCAAAUCAAGCCCAACUGGCGUGACUGUACCUGAAAGCGACUGGAUCAGUUUACCAGUUGGGGUUGGCAUCAAGGACCAUUCGACCUAUGCGCUUAUUUUCAAUGUAACGGGAGGUAUAACCGCCCGUAGCAGGGAAGAGGUUAUGAACCCGAGCGAACUAGACCUGUCACUGUACCAGACCGGCUCGGGCGUGUUAGCACAUUCUCAGCAACGCCUUGACGUAUUCAGAAAGAUCAACAUGACGGAUGGCCACACCAUCGGCUUUCAAAUGCACUGCAUGUCGGUCAACGUAAACGACACCAUUACCUGCCAGGCCUUCGAGACCCACGGUUUAACGUCUGCCGGGGUGCUAGGGAUCAAGCCCGACCAGGCCACAUAUUUCACUAAGGAGCCUUGGGCAAACAAUGAUGUCGAUCGAAAGGCUUGGGAAAUGUUCAUUGACGAGGUAUUCGAGAUGGCGCGCCAGCCAGGAAGCCCGCUUGUGUACUCUGGCGGUGCCGAAAUGACCGCGGCCGAGUACCUCGCCGCCUCGAAGGUCAGCAAUGGCUAUCAUGUUGUGGGCUCCACCAAGAUGGGCUCUGACGACGGUCGGCGGAACGGCACCGCUGUUGUUGAUCUCGACACCAAGGUCUAUGGCACUGACAACCUGUUCAUUGUCGAUGCCUCUUUCCACCCUGAUCUGCCGACUGGAAACACUCAGGCCCAGGUCAUGGUCGCUGCCGAGCGGGCGAUAGAGAGGAUCAUUGCCCUCCGUGGAGAAACAUGGUCACCCACUGGUGGGUACUCACAAGGUACACCACCACCCACUGGGUACACACCAGCUACGCCACCGACUGGAGAGAAAAGCAACGGCUCUCCCGAAGAUACCCCACCGACUGGAGAGAAAACCAACGGCUACCCCCAAGCGACUUCUCCAGAGUACUGCUGCGAAUUCGAAUUUCAUAUAUUAAACUGGCGCGCGACUUGA